Brassica napus (rape) is the source of this 965-nucleotide messenger RNA. Its product is annotated as polyadenylate-binding protein-interacting protein 5-like. Lineage: Eukaryota; Viridiplantae; Streptophyta; Magnoliopsida; Brassicales; Brassicaceae. The transcript has 2 exons. Bases 255 to 743 code for a protein of 162 amino acids. Gene Ontology annotation, molecular function: ubiquitin binding. The record is from RefSeq and is a predicted model, not a curated record.
AUAACCUUUAUAGACAUAUAUUCAUUGUCACAUGUUCAAUAUUUCUUCCUUCUGUGUUAUCUGAUAGAAACGUUUGUGUUAUAUACUUAUAUACCUUAGGUUGGUUAGAUCGUGCAGCGUAAGAUAUAACUGAUUUUGUCUUUUCCGUGUCACACAAGUUACUAUUGUUGUCUUCUGCCUUUGUCUUUUUGUUGUUUAUUAAUAAUGGAUAACAAUUGGAAUUUAGCAAUAACUUUAUCAUCAAGACAAAAGCAAUGAAGCCAGGUGGAACGUUUGCAUUGAAUCCCCAUGCAGCAUCAUACGUACCACUCUCUAAAAGAGUGGAUGAUAUGGAUGGUUUGGCCACACGUAGCAUGCAGGGACGAGAGCAGAUAUUCAUGCCCAAGACAUCCUCUGAAAUGGCAUACAAGCAAAUAAGGGAUGAUGAUGAUUUGGAUAUGGAGAUGGAUAUAGACAUGGACAUUGAAUACCUUCUGGUUACAUUCUCUGGUCUCUCACAAGAGUCUAUAACUGAUGUUUACCUGGCCAAUAGCGGUGAUCUUGAAGCAACCAUUGAGAUGCUGAAUCAGCUUGAGAUAUACAGCACUGAAGCUCAAGAACACCUCCCAGAGACGUUGGAUAUUGGGGAUCUCUGUGAAUCAGGGCCAUCAAGCUCAAAGGCGUCAACACGAAAGAAGGCAGCUACAGAAAUCGCUGUAUCGUCACCAUCGGUGGUUAUUCCUAAUGCAACUGUAUCAGCCUGAUCUGAUAUAUCCUUUGUUGUGAAGUUUUAAUGUAUUUUAUUUUCGGCUGCACACCCAUAAUAAGGACAGGUAAUGGGGUGUGUUGUAUCAAUGAAGUUGAUUGUAAUCUUUAGGGUAAAUGAUAUUGAGAGUGAUUAAGUGAUGGUAAAAUGUAUAGUUUUGGAAGUGGAAAUCUGACUGAUGUGUUUGUUGGUUGGCAGCUAGUCUAGUCUUUUUUUCCUU